Molecule: messenger RNA, 1047 nt
Organism: Serendipita indica DSM 11827
Lineage: Eukaryota; Fungi; Basidiomycota; Agaricomycetes; Sebacinales; Serendipitaceae
Source: the annotation of a GenBank genome assembly
AUGCCGUCUUUUCAGGGUCCAUUACAAGAGCUAUUCCAGCGCGCAUCAGCAAGACUAAGUAGAGCCACUGUCAAAAGUCGUGAUCAGGCUGGCCUCCUGAUUGAGAGGGCAAAGAUCCUCGUUUUGGGCUCGGCAAACCCACCAAUUGCCGCUUCAAGCCAAGCCAUCUAUGACCCAGCGGCACAAUCGGCAAUAAAUCUGCUCAACACCACCGCUGAUUCAAUGGAGAACUCCGUCCCUCUAGACGUUCCCUCCAACCCUCGGAUGAUCGCCGAUGUUUUCACCCAGCAGACUCGGAUACUCGAUAGUGCUCACGAAAACAUGCGUGGAAAGAUGCCCCCAGGUACCAAGGACGCCACAGUUCUCAAGCAACAAGAGGCAGAAUCCAAAGAGCACGAUGAACAACGGUCUCUGCAAGCCCUUCAACAAGUCUCGCAGUCCUCUGUCGUCCGUUCCACCGCCGUGAGUCAAGCCGUGGCAUUCGAACUCCUGGAUAUGGACAACCACGACGAGAAAAAUGUAAUCAAACUUGAGCGCGACGUGUUCCCUAGUGGAAUCGCCAUAAGGCGCAGACUCGUGGAACUCUACGAUGAAAAGUUUCCUGACAGAUACUUUGCGUUCAAGCUCUGGUACGAGUUACCAAAGAGUCCGUGCGGCGUCAGCAGGCGGUUUUGGCAAAUAGGAGAGCAAUGUGGCGAAGUCCCAACCGAACAUUCUCGCCUCUAUUUCGUCAAUGUCGCUUUACCAAGUGGACCUCCUGGUACUCGGCAGUAUACUGUCGUAACCGUGUGUCUAGACGAGCACGAGGAGCCAUUUCCUGUCGAUUUGCCCGCGUCUGGUAACGUUCCGUGCUGCGACGGCUCGUGUCGGGAUAUUCAUGAACAUCUUAAACGAGUUUGGAGCUGUCGGCCAUGGACUAUCAAAUCUAUUCGACCGCUCGGAGCAAACGCCAAAGAUUGGUCACUGACUAAUAGACGCUUCAACGACGAUACACUCGCACCAAACGAAAAUACACUCCUUGUCUUCGUUUCACCCAAGGUACUAUGA